Lethenteron reissneri (Far Eastern brook lamprey) is the source of this 4031-nucleotide messenger RNA. RefSeq names its product zygotic DNA replication licensing factor mcm6-A-like. Gene Ontology annotation, molecular function: single-stranded DNA binding; single-stranded 3'-5' DNA helicase activity; ATP binding. Gene Ontology annotation, biological process: double-strand break repair via break-induced replication; DNA replication initiation; mitotic DNA replication. Gene Ontology annotation, cellular component: nucleus; MCM complex. The record is from RefSeq and is a predicted model, not a curated record. NCBI's taxonomy places the organism in Eukaryota, Metazoa, Chordata, Hyperoartia, Petromyzontiformes, Petromyzontidae.
UUGGCGCGAAAUCGCCUGUGCGGUGACGAAAGAGAUCAACGCGGCGAUUCCAUCUUUCUCGUCUCCUCCAACCUCGUCUCCUUCACCACCUCCUCCACCUCGUCUCCUCAUCAACCUCCUCGGCCAUCGCGAGCCAUGGAUGUGCAGGAGCCUGUUCAGGGCCACGCUGGCCAGACGGUGAAAGAUGAGUUGGCCGAGAAGUGUCAGAAACUCUUCCAAGACUUCCUUGAGGAGUUCCAGACGGCAGAAGGCGAGAGGAAGUAUGUUCGAGACGCCGAGGAGCUUGGCCGCCCCGAGCGGAACACGCUGGUGGUGGACUUCACGGACCUGGAGCAGCACAACCAGCAGUUGGCCACCACUGUACAGGAGGAUUACUACAGGGUCUACCCCUACCUGUGCCGUGCCAUCCGUAACUUUGCCCGCGACCACUGGAAGGACAUCCCGCAGGCGAAGGAGUUUUACGUGGCCUUCACGGAGGUGCUCGCCAGACACAAGAUCCGAGAGCUGACCACCACCAAGAUUGGCACCCUGCUGCGCAUCAGUGCGCAGGUUGUGCGCACGCACCCCGUGCACCCCGAGCUGGUGAGCGGCACCUUCCAGUGCCUCGACUGCCAGUCGGUGGUGCGUGACGUGGAGCAGCAGUUCAAGUACACGCAGCCGACCAUCUGCCGCAACCCCGUGUGCGCCAACCGACGCCGCUUCCUGCUCGACACCAACAAGUCGCGCUUUGUCGACUUCCAGAAGGUGCGCGUGCAGGAGACGCAGGCGGAGUUACCGCGGGGCAGCAUCCCGCGCAGCGUCGAGGUGGUGCUGCGCGCCGAGGCGGUGGAGACGGCGCAGGCCGGCGACCGCUGCGACUUCAUCGGCACGCUCAUCGUGGUGCCCGACGUCGCGCAGCUCUCCACGCCAGGCGUUCGUGCCGAGACGAGCUCGCGGGUGACCGGGCGCGACGGCUUCGAAGCGGACGGCGUGCGUGGCCUCAAGGCGCUGGGCGUGCGCGACCUCUCCUACCGCCUGGCCUUCCUCGCAUGCCACGCGGAGGCCACCAACCCCCGGUUUGGAGGCAAGGAGAUCAGAGAGGAGGACCAGUCGGCCGAGAGCAUCAAGAACCAGAUGACGGUGGCCGAGUGGGAUAAGGUGUUUGAGAUGAGCCAGGACAAGAGCCUCUACCACAAUCUGUGCUCCAGCCUCUUCCCCACCAUACACGGCAACGACGAGGUGAAGCGCGGCGUGCUGCUCAUGCUGUUUGGCGGGGUUCCCAAGAAGACGCUGGAGGGGACGUCGCUCCGUGGAGACAUCAACGUGUGCGUGGUGGGGGACCCCAGCACGGCCAAGAGCCAGUUCCUCAAGCACGUGGAGGAGUUCUCCCCGCGCGCCGUCUACACGAGUGGCAAGGCGAGCAGCGCGGCGGGCCUCACGGCGGCCGUGGUGCGCGACGAGGAGUCGCACGAGUUCGUCAUCGAGGCCGGAGCGCUCAUGCUCGCCGACAACGGCGUUUGCUGCAUCGACGAGUUCGACAAGAUGGAGCCGCGUGACCAGGUCGCCAUCCACGAGGCCAUGGAGCAGCAGACGAUAUCCAUCACCAAGGCCGGGGUGAAGGCGACGCUGAACGCUCGCACGUCGAUUCUAGCGGCCGCCAACCCCGUGGGGGGUCGCUACGACCGCGCCAAGUCCCUGAAGCACAACGUCAACCUGUCGGCGCCCAUCAUGUCCCGCUUCGACCUCUUCUUCAUCCUCGUGGACGAGUGCAACGAGGUGACGGACUACGCCAUCGCGCGCCGCAUCGUGGACCUGCACUCGCACAAGGAGGCAGCGGUGCAGCGCGUGUACUCGCUCGAGGACAUGCGCCGCUACCAGCUGUUUGCCCGGCAGUUCAAGCCCAAGAUCACCAAGGCGGCCGAGGAUUUCAUGGUGGAGCAGUACAAGCGGCUGCGCCAGCGCGACAGCUCGGGCAUCACCAAGUCGGCGUGGCGCAUCACCGUGCGCCAGCUGGAAAGCAUGAUCCGCCUCUCCGAGUCCAUGGCGCGCAUGCACUGCUGUGACGAGGUGCAGCCCAAACACGUGAAGGAGGCCUUCCGGUUGCUUAACAAGUCGAUUAUCCGUGUGGAGACGCCCGACAUCAACCUGGAUCAGGACGAGGACUACCAUGCGAGCGAGGAGGCCUCAGACGGCGUAAACGGCGUAAACGACGGCGUAAACGACGGAACGAACGGGGGAACGAACGGGGUAACGAACGGCUCUGUGCACGCGGCCGACCCUGAGAGUCCCCCGCAAAAAGUGGGGGCCGCCCCCCCCACUCCCGCCAAGGCCUCUCUCCGUCUCUCCUUCAGCGAAUACCGGCGCCUCUCCAACCUGCUGGUGCUGCACCUGCGCCGCAUGGAGGAGCUGGAGGAUGUGUCGGUGCGCAGGGGGGAGCUGGUGGAGUGGUACCUGAAGGAGAUUGAGAGUGAGAUCGAAACCGAGGCUGAGCUGGUCACCAAGAAAACCGUCGUGGAGAAAGUGAUCUACCGGCUAGUGCACUAUGAUCACGUUCUGAUCGAGAUCGCUCAGACCGGCCUCGGACAGCGGCGUCGAGGCGAGGGCGACGAGGUGGUGCAGGAGGAGGACCCCUUCCUCGUUGUCAACCCCAACUUCGUCCUGGAGGACUGAGGAAACCCCGCUCCACCUCUCCCCUCCACUCGCCGACACGCGCCACCUCCACCCACUUGCUACGACCAACUCCUCCGCACGCAGCCUCCACCUCCCGCUGAAGCCCUUCUCUCUCCUAAUUAACCCCGACUUCUCCACCCACCGUCUUUCCGUGCGGUGCGGUCAGCCGUCGAACCUCAUGGCUUUGCUCUGCAGCGCCGUUGGUACUGCAAGUGGCCGCGUUGCGUGCCGAGCGAGCAGCAGAGGCAGUGACGUUGGCUGAUGCAGGACCGCGUGGGCACGACCGCGUUGCGUUGUGCAGGGCAGGUGGUCUGCCACGAAUGGCGCGUGUGGCUGUGUGUAGUGUGGUGUGUCGUGUGGGUGCGUAGUGUCGUAUCGUCGUGCAGCGGUUAGCGUGUUGUGAUACGAACCCGGCGACCCGAAUUCGAUUCACGCUCACAGCCAACACGAGUGAGGAUUAUCUGAACCGGUAAUGGGCCUCCCCUAGGGCCACUCAGCCAAAAAUAAGGGAUUCGUGCGGUGUGUGGACAUCGCUAGUAGGGGAACAAGGCGGCCGUUUGUGGUGCUGGCCACCCACCCCCCCCUUCGUGUGCCAUGCCGGCCUUCAUAAGUGCUCGCAAACAGCAAUUGUCCCAACAGUCUGCUCAGACUAUGUUGGGAAAGCAUCGUAUCGCAGUGUGUGCGCGUGGUUCGUUGCGGACUGAAGGUGUUGUGAUUCACGCGCUGCGUUCACAGUCCUUGCAGCCCGAUUUAAUGAUGUGCCUAGCCGCAACGCAGAAAUGUUGAGUGGCGAGCGGAGUUUGACCCGGCUUGGGCCUCUCCGAGAUAGACUCGAAAACGAGCACUGGGUAUGUUCGGUAUUGUUCUGUGGAGCCCAUGGCUGCAGGGCGUUUUUUGGCCAAACUGCCCCUUCGUGUGUCGUGCCAGCCUUUCAUAGAUGAUGCCCUCUCUCUGACUGUGCUCGCCCUUGUAUUCUACAAGGCCAGACCUGGAUGUUUUUUCUCUGCGUCUCUGCUUCUGAUUGACGUGGCCACGUGUUGCUUUGUUUGUUUCGCGUCUUCGUUGUGAUUUCCUGGGUUACUGCACCAAUGCGUGACAUGUUACCUGUCCCGGUUGUCUGUAUUCGAGUUUGUUUUUUUCAACUGCAGUUUCAAGUAAUAAAGGCACACGAUGCAGCCAUAGACACAAUCGUUAUUUUUUUUUUUAAAUAUCAGUGGAACCCUACAUCCUACAGACUCCAGCCAUAUACCUACCGUUCGACUUGUCUCACCGAGACACUUUUAAGGCUACAUAGAACUUGUUUUAAAUACCAUUUUGCUUUUUUAGGCUUCUCAAUUGUUUUCUAUUUCAUUUCCAGAGUCCCAAUGCCACUUCCAGGAGUC